Messenger RNA from Drosophila bipectinata, 995 nucleotides. RefSeq names its product DNA repair protein complementing XP-A cells homolog Xpac (gene Xpac). NCBI's taxonomy places the organism in Eukaryota, Metazoa, Arthropoda, Insecta, Diptera, Drosophilidae. Gene Ontology annotation, molecular function: damaged DNA binding. Gene Ontology annotation, cellular component: nucleotide-excision repair factor 1 complex. Gene Ontology annotation, biological process: nucleotide-excision repair, DNA damage recognition; UV-damage excision repair; base-excision repair. The record is from RefSeq and is a predicted model, not a curated record.
CUUCGAACUGAAUGUCAAAUCCAAGAAGAAGAAGAAAUUGUUUACAAAAUAGUGACUUUAAGCGGGCAGUUGAUAAUUGUGAAAUUAAGAUGUCCGAGGAAGUAGCCAGCGCUCCAGUGGCCCCAACUGGAUCCACGCUAACCACGGCCCAGAAGGCUCGCAUCGAACGGAAUCAGGCCAAGGCCCUGAAGCUGCGGGAGGCCAAGUUGGUGGCGCAUCCUUACAAGGAUUUGGCCAGCAACAAAGAUGGCAGCCAUCCCGAGGCGGUUCUAAGCCAGAGCUCCUCCGUAAUCAAGGUGCAGGGCACCAAGUACAUAGACAGCGGUGGCGGCUUUCUGCUGGAACAGCCUGUGCUUCCGGGAGCCGGGGCAGCUGGAGCGGCAGCAGCAUCCGGAGAUGGUAUACCUGUUAUUGAGGACGACGCUAUCGCCAUCCCAGUUCACUAUGAGGAGUGCCUGGAGUGCGGCGACCAGUUCGCAGAUUCCUAUUUGUUCAGUAACUUUGAUCAUUCCGUGUGCGACAAGUGUCGGGAUAACGAGGAGAAGCACUCGCUCAUCACCAGGACCGAGGCCAAGGCAGAGUACCUUCUGAAGGACUGUGACUUUGAUAAGCGACAGCCCCCGCUGCGAUACAUCAGCCGGAAGAAUCCACACAACGUGCGCUGGGGCGAGAUGAAGCUAUACCUGCAUCUGCAGGUCCUCAAGCGGGCCAUGGAGGUGUGGGGCAGCGAGGAUGAGCUGGUGCGCCAGCACGAGGCCAGGGAGGACAAACGUGAGGUGGGCAAGGCCCGCAAGUACAACAAGCAGAUGAAGCAGCUCCGCAUGGAGGUCCGCAGCAGUAUUUAUACGAAGAAGACCCACGAAAUCCACCAGCACGAGUUCGGUCCGGAUACUUACAAUGAGGAGGAGGACACCUACACGCACACCUGCCUCUCUUGUCCCUAUAGCGAGACCUACGAAAAGAUGUAGACAUCACCAUGGAUCACCUUUUUUUUU